Molecule: messenger RNA, 2466 nt
Organism: Labrus bergylta (ballan wrasse)
Lineage: Eukaryota; Metazoa; Chordata; Actinopteri; Labriformes; Labridae
Gene: shisa8b
Product: shisa family member 8b
Biological process (GO): regulation of short-term neuronal synaptic plasticity; regulation of AMPA receptor activity
Cellular component (GO): postsynaptic density; dendritic spine membrane; postsynaptic membrane
Source: RefSeq, a predicted model, not a curated record
AUGGCAUCCACCAUAUUUUCUUUCCUCCACCUUUUCUCCCUCCUCCUCUACUUCCUUUCACCUCAACCUGUCCUCACCCAGGACUCAUCUGUCAGCACCGUGACAGUAACAGAAGGUGACCUGUUCACCGCCCCCACGACGCCUGUAAACCAGACGUCUCCAAAUAACAUUGAGCCCACUCAGAACACUCCUCCAGAGACGGGGCUGUCCACUCCUACCAGCGGCGGAGAUGCAGACGACGAGGACGGGCCUCCCGUCGGGGGUACGCGUUGCAUGGGCUACUACGACGUGAUGGGCCAAUGGGACCCGCCGUUCAACUGCAACGCCGGCGUCUUCCUGUACUGCUGCGGCACAUGCUUCUACCGCUUCUGCUGCCAGUUCCGCCAGCAGCGACUGGACCAGAGGAUCUGCUCCAACUACGACACGCCCAUCUGGGCCAACACUGGCAAGCCAGUGGCGACCAUCACCGAGGGCCAGGAGGACGGCGAGCGGGACCGCACACACCUCAUCGUCUACAUCAUCUGCGGCGUGGUGGCUAUCAUGGUGCUGGUGGGCAUCUUCACCAAACUGGGCCUGGAGAAGAGCCGCGGCGGGAGCGGAGGAGGAGGCACAGCGGGGGCAUCGCAUGCUGACCUCAACUCCAGAACCCUGACGGACCUGCUGAAGCAGCAGGGAGCUGAGUUGAGCACGGUGGAUAAUGCCACGACCAGUUCACCCAACGGGGGGAGAGCCAACGGCGUCUCGACCAGGAUGCCGAGAAGCAGGAGUGAGCAGCACCAUCUGAAUAACUCGGCUUACGGGCAGUUUGGACAAGGGCUUCCACAUCCUCACAGCAACCAAAGUACAGUGGGACUCAACAAGUAUACCUCCCUCAAAGCUGUGGCAAGUAGUGCGUCUAAGAGUUACUACAAGAGCUUCCCGCUCAUGGACUUCUCUCAUUACCAGCCAGUGGCGGUGGCGCCUCCUGCUUUCCAGCCUGUGCCCAUACAACCUAAAGAGAAGUCAUACAUCCACCAGCAUGUGACAGCACACCACGACCUCCAAGCCCCUCUCUCCAUCCAAAUCCCAUCCAGCCACAUGGAGCACUCGCAUCUUCCCAAGACCACCACGCACCCCAUGCUCUCAAGCUCGGCGUUCAGAGCCUGGGAGCCGACUGCCCGACACGUCCACAGGCAGAUUUCAGCCCCUGCGCACCCGUCCUCCUCCUCCACCAUGCACGGCUCCAACCGUAGACAGUUCUACUCGACCAGGAGGCAGCAGAGCAUAGAGAACAUGCCGGACCUCUUUAGACAGCCCUAUGGAGGGAUGUAUAGAGGAGCCGGGGAGGGGGCAAGGCAUGGGCAGCAUGUUCCGGGACAGCACCCUUCUCAACACCCUCCUCAACACCCUUCUCAACACCCAUCUCAGCCCCCCUACUACCACCCCACAAGACAAAAGAGCUACUCCACCCACAGUACAACUGAGGUGACCGUCUGAGUGUGAAGGCUUAAUGCAGUGUCAAAAGAACACUUAUACUAGUCUUUGGGGUUAGCUCAGUGCCAGAGUUUGGGACAGUUUUCCCAAAUGAUGAGACAUUCAGAUUAAGUAGAUGAAAAUAGGUGUUUUUUAGAAAGUGGGAACUGUGAUACUCAAGUGAAAAACAGCAUAGAAGAACCACAACUCUUACAGAACAGAUAUUUGUUAGGAAAUGUAACAAGCUGGCUUGAAUCCUCUCUCAGGCUCCAAUAGAUCACACAACCUUCACCACCACAGUUUUGGCAUUGAAGUGCGGUUUUGUGUUUCAACAGGGCUUUUAAGGAAAAGGAACAUGAGAGCAGAAAAAACAAAUCUUUCUUACUGUGGUGACAGUUAAAAUGUUGAUUUCUUGUCUGAUUUGUCAGGCAUGAACGGUGAGUUUGGGUUGGCCAAGUACUAAAGUAAGGGUAAGGUCAUUUGUACAUGACGGUUUGGUUGACAAUAAGAUUCCAUAAUGAGUCUGGAACUGACAAAAAAAACCACACUCAGAGCCAAUAUUUUCUGACAUUAUACACACAAUCUGUUCAACCAUGCAGCUCUUGGCAUUUGCUGGAUUUUAUGUAAAUGUAGUAUUAUAACCUUUAAGAGCAAUUUCUUGGAUUUUCUUACAAGAUGUUAAACUUCAAAUACCAAUUAUUUGGAUUUGAUGGCACAACAAUAUUUAAGCUUUAUUGGCAACAAGAAGAUAUAACCCAUAUAUAAAUAUUUAACAUUUAGGAUACAGUCUUUCUUACCAAAAGUAAGAAAAGAAGAUUUUUAGUACUGUGCAAUAUAGAGGCUCCUGCCGUCUCACAUUUAGCCUAGCAAUAGCAAAGCAAUAAUUUGCUUUUGCUGAGCUAACCGAUCCUAAGCUAGGUAAGUCUAGCAACAGUCACAUAACAAUAUGAGUGCAGUUCAUCCUGGAGUCUUGUCAUGAUAUAGUUUAAUAAGGAUGAAACAAUAAUUCAUCAG